AUUCGUUUCGUUGGGACGUUUUUCGUUUUUGUUUCCAACGCUCCCAUAAUUCCCGCUUCGUUGUUGCGCUGUCAACGAACAUUGAAGCGAAGGACUUGUCAAGUCAACAAAUGACAAAGAAAAUGAGACCGACCGAAGUGAAAUUAAGCAAUCCUCCUGAAGAUUGGAUAUCAACAGUCAGAUUCGGGCCAAAGUCGAAUCAAUAUUUAAUUGCUUCUUCGUGGGACGGUACCGUUCGAUUCUACGAUGUAAAUGCCGUCAGACAAGUAAUUAAGUUUGUGCAGGAUUCUCCGGUCUUGGACGCAACAUUUAUGGAUGUAGUGCAUGUAGUCAGCGGCUCAUUGGAUAAUCAACUGCGACUAUACGAUGUAAAUACACACACCGAGAAUAUAGUGGGAAGCCAUGAAGAACCUAUAAGGUGCGUUGAGUACGCCGAGUCGGUUAAUGGCAUUUUAACAGGGAGUUGGGAUAAAACCCUUAAAUUGUGGGACAUGCGUGAAAAACGCUGUGUUGGCACCUACGAACAGUGCAAUGGAAAAGUAUACUCAAUGUCUGUCAAUGACGAGAAAAUUGUAGUGGCUACAUCUGAACGAAAAGUGUUAAUUUGGGAUUUGCGCAAAAUGGAAGAAUACAUGAUGAAAAGGGAGUCAUCUCUCAAGUACCAGACCCGAUGCAUUCGCCUCUUUCCCAAUAAAGAAGGUUAUGUCAUGUCCUCAAUUGAGGGUCGAGUGGCUGUGGAAUACUUGGAUCCUGAUCUUGAAGUACAAAAACGCAAAUUUGCCUUUAAAUGUCAUCGCAAUAAACAGGAUGCCGUUGAGCGCAUAUAUCCAGUAAAUGCGAUAAGUUUUCACAAUGUUUAUAAUACUUUCGCAACUGGCGGAUCCGAUGGAUUUGUUAAUAUUUGGGAUGGCUUUAAUAAGAAACGUCUCUGUCAAUUUCAUGAAUACGAUACUUCCAUAUCAUCUCUAAAUUUCAGUCAUGAUGGCAGUACAUUGGCUAUCGCGUGUUCCUAUAUGGAUGAAUUGGAAGUGCCACCGACCAACGUUCCGAACCCCGCUAUAUAUGUGCGAUAUGUGACAGAUCAAGAGACGAAGCAGAAGUAAAAAUAUUUCAUAAUUAUUAUAUUAAGUUUUCAUUAAAUCGUGGACGUUACAAAAUAUGUUCAAA
This is a messenger RNA of Musca domestica (house fly), 1167 nucleotides long. RefSeq names its product mitotic checkpoint protein BUB3. The transcript is spliced from 3 exons. Lineage: Eukaryota; Metazoa; Arthropoda; Insecta; Diptera; Muscidae. The record is from RefSeq and is a predicted model, not a curated record. Gene Ontology annotation, biological process: mitotic spindle assembly checkpoint signaling. Gene Ontology annotation, cellular component: bub1-bub3 complex; mitotic checkpoint complex; kinetochore. Bases 111 to 1103 code for a protein of 330 amino acids. Gene Ontology annotation, molecular function: ubiquitin binding.